Molecule: messenger RNA, 870 nt
Organism: Amoebophrya sp. A25
Lineage: Eukaryota; Dinophyceae; Syndiniales; Amoebophryaceae
Source: the annotation of a GenBank genome assembly
CAGGUACACUUUCUUAUACAUAAUAGCGAUGAGACCAGGUACACUUUCUUAGCGAUGAGACCAGACAAUUCAGGUACACUUUCUUAUACAUAAUUUGAUAUCUUCACUCCAGUCAGGAUGUUACAAGGUUAGGCAAGAAAGACAGUCGGGUGGGGAUCGAUAACGAGUCCCAGGCAGCUAGAGACAUCGAGCAACGACCGUCGGACAGCUAGGCAAUGAAGUAGAGGAGCCCGGAGAAGGAAGUAGUCCGGAGAAGGAAGUAGUCCGGAGAAGGAAGUAGUCCGGAGAAGGAAGUAGUCCGGAGAAGGAAUUACUCUGGAGAUGAAGGAAGUAGUCUGGAGAAGGAAGUAGUGACAAGCAAAGCCGAGGGGACAACAACUCGACGUGGAUUGCGACCUUUCGACAGACGGGCGUCCUCGUCAUAGUACUUUCCCGAAGAUUUGCUUCAGUACAGCUAGCUUGUCCUCCGACGAUUAGCAAAUGAACUAUUCCUGGUGUUUAGUAGUUCCGCUGAUGCUAGGGAGCCUACUCGAGAUUCAAGCUGCUUGCGGCGACAUCUUAGACGCCAUGAAACGUCAGCAGCGCGCAAGCCCCUUACGGAGAGCUUGAGGAUCUUGCUUUUUAGAUUUAUGCGGUUUUUUGACUGCUUCUUGCUGGACUUACUAGAAACUAUGUAAAUAUGAAUGCUUUUUAAAGUAGUUGUACGACUUAGUACUAGACUGCACGCUGGUAGAAGCACGUGAAGACUUCAGACUAAGGUAAGUUGUUUCCUAGCUUGAAUUCUCAACAGAAGAUCUGGGACAGAGGAUCUGCUAUUCUAACAAGGUCUUUUGCAGACCAUAGCGACUGAGUGAAAUGGCGACGAGCGAU